AUGUCUGAACAACAGGACCAAGUUAGUAAAAGCUCCUGCUCAAGUAUUAGCACCAGUACUCAGGGGAGUGAGGAUGAUGGGACCGUCGAUGCACUUUUAACGGAAGCAAAGACCAAUGGGCGCAGCCUUGGGAAGCGGCUGUCCCACUUAGAUUCACUCCCGCAUACUCCUCGAGUUAAUGGAAAAAUCCCUGAUUUUAGUAAUGCAACCAUAGACCAUGAAUCAUUAUUGGAAAGAUUGGGCACUUAUGGCUUAGCUGAAUAUCAGAUAGAAGGGGAUGGGAAUUGCCAGUUUCGAGCUCUGGCAGAUCAGAUAUUCCGCAAUCCUGAUUACCACAGACAUGUGAGGAAGGCAGUAGUGAAGCAGCUAAAGGAAUUCAGGAAACACUAUGAAGGCUAUGUACCAUUGGACUACAAGGUUUACUUGAAGAAAAUGAAAAGAUCUGGGGAAUGGGGAGAUCAUGUGACCUUACAAGCGGCUGCAGACCGGUUUGGUGCCAAAAUCUGCCUGCUGACGUCGUUUAGAGACACAUGCCUGAUCGAGAUAGUCCCCAGGGAUGCCGCUCCUACAAGAGAGCUUUGGCUAAGUUUCUGGUGCGAAGUACACUAUAAUUCCUUGUAUGCCAAUGAAGUCCGCUCUUUGCAGAUCUUCCGACACGCAAGACCAAAAAGAAGCACUGGCUGUUCUAGGUAG
This is a messenger RNA of Triticum turgidum subsp. durum (durum wheat), 693 nucleotides long. Lineage: Eukaryota; Viridiplantae; Streptophyta; Magnoliopsida; Poales; Poaceae. The record is from the annotation of a GenBank genome assembly.